Molecule: messenger RNA, 1719 nt
Organism: Hippocampus comes (tiger tail seahorse)
Lineage: Eukaryota; Metazoa; Chordata; Actinopteri; Syngnathiformes; Syngnathidae
Product: tripartite motif-containing protein 16-like
Exons: 7
Coding region: 243-1676 (477 amino acids)
Molecular function (GO): protein binding; zinc ion binding
Source: RefSeq, a predicted model, not a curated record
AUUUGUUUGCAGGAGUAGAAAUUUCUACAAUAAUUCUACCAAGGAAGAAUCCAUUGAAAUAUGGAGCAGAUCCAAAUCCGAAGAUUAGUGAGGCAAAGCGAAGACUCAAACAAGGGAGGAAUGUCAAAUGAGACAAUAACACCUUGGGCGUGGUUUGCAAGUAUUUCCUGUCACACUCAGGAGUGACUUUCGGAAGUUCAAAAAAAAAAAGAAAAAGUUGACUCGGAUGAAAGACGACAAAAAUGGCGACAAGCAGCGGCAACAGCCAGGAGGAGCCCAACGUCCCCUGUGAUACGUGCAUGGGCGAGCCGGGCAAGGCCGUCAAAUCCUGUCUGACCUGCCUGGUAUCCUUCUGCGAGGAUCACCUCAGACCUCACCUGGAGAACGCCAAGUUCCAGAGCCACCGUCUGGUAGAGCCUCUUCGCCACGUGGAUGCACAAACGUGCGACAUCCACCGUCUUCCCCUGGAGCGCUUCUGCCUGACGGAUGGCUGCUGCUUGUGCUCUGACUGCUGCGGUCAGGGGCACCAGGGUCACGCCACUUCAUCAUUGGAGGAGGCGAGGGCUCAGAUUGAGACUGACCUGCAGAAAAAGCACGAGGAGAUCAAUCGGAGCAUCGUGGCCACCGACAAAGCAAUGGAGAAGCUGCGGAGCAACAAUGAUGGCAUGACGUCUUUGGUGCAGGACGUAUCUGCUCAGGUGGAUCAGCACUUCUCCAGGCUGCAGGAGGUGGUGGCGGAGGCCAGGAAGCAGGUGGCGGAGCGGCUGCAGGCAGAGCGGAGGCGAGCGCUGCGCCAGGCCGAGGGCGUGGAGGCUCACUUGAAGCAGAGGAAGGCGGAGCUGAGCAAGACCUUGGCGAGGAUCAACAAAGUGGCACGAAGCGAGUGCGAUGUCUCCUUCCUGCAGGAAUACUCUCAGUGGAAGGAGGGAGCGGCGGAUGUUUGCUUGCCUAAAGUUAGCGUGACCCGUGUCGACCAUGUGAAUGCUUACGUCCAGGUCGUAGCCAGUGUCACCCAGAAGCUGUGUGACCUGAUCCUCUCCUCCUACCAUGAGAAUCUCAGUACCAUUUCUCAAGGUGGCGAAUCCCAGACGCCGCAAGUUUUGUUGCCCGAUCCGAUGAACUCAGAAGACUUUUUAAAAUAUGCAAAGAAUUUGACAUUUGACCCAGACACCGUGCACAACUUCCUGCGCUUAACAGCGGACAACAUGAAGGUGACCAACACCAGCCCAUGGCAACACAGCUACGUGGACCACCCCGAUCGCUUUGAGGACUGGCGCCAAGCGAUGACAUCACAGAGUGUUUACGAGGGCCGCCACUACGCCGAGGCGGAGCUGAGUGGCGAUGGGGCUCAUGUCGGCGUCACCUACAAGAGCAUCGAGCGCAAGGGCCGAGAAAGCACCGGCUGCAUCACCGGCAACGACUUCUCUUGGUGCGUCGGGAGGAACAGCCGAGGCCUCUCCGCCUGGCACGCCGGCGUGGAAACGCCAUUAGAAGCGCAGGACGUGACAAGAAUCGGCAUUUAUAUUGACUUCCGUGCCGGCCAUGUGUCAUUUUACCAUGUGAGCGGGUCCAUGAGGCUGCUGCACAAGUACAACGCCGAUUUCAUUGAGCCAUUGUAUCUCAUUGCGUGGCUCUCAAAGAAGGAGAAUGUGGUUUGUCUGGUUAAUACAAAGUGAUGCCUUCUGCAUUUAUUAAAACAGACAUACCAUGGAGAAUGUA